AUUCCUUCCCCCUUUUUUAAAUACUGAAAUAUAUUGAUAAAAUCAUAUUGUUACAAAAUGUAAAUGUUCCUUAUGCACUCUUGAGUAGAGUAAACAAUUAUAUAGAUAUGUUUGCUUUUCUUUAUUGAAACUACUGGAAACCACCCAAAUUGUGAUGUAAAACCAAAGUGCAGCUGUUUUGCUGACAAGAAGGAACUUAAGUUCCACAUAUUUUGUUUGUAAAAAAAAAAAAAAACAGUCCUUUUCCUAGGCUAUGAAAAAUCCCUCAACAAGCCAAAAGUUAAAUAACAAAAUAAUACUUGCAAAAACUUUAUGCACUUGAUUCUUAUUUUUUGGGUAUAUUCCGUAUAACUAAUCUUUACAGAACCAGUUUUUUUUUUGUUUUUUUUUGUUAGGUAAAUUAAUUCCCUUCUUUAGGGAAAACAGAAAACAACCCCUAAAGUUCUGGUUAACAACUGUAGAGUGUGUGGACAUUACAAUGUUCCCUCUCCAGGCAACUGUGUUUUUCUUCCACUAAAACAGGAUUUUGUUUAAUGGAUCUGUGUUUGCCAGAGGAGUCUAAAAUGUGUUUCCUAUAACAGCCAAUGAAAAGGAAAGACUGAGGGCUCCAUCAAGUAAGAUUAAUACUGUUGGCCCUGAGGAAAAUGCAUUCAGGGAUACACUGUGCUUUCUUGUGCUAGCCUUUGUGGAUUUUUGUAAUUUUCCAUCAGAUUGCACUCCAAUAUUAUUUAUGAUGUUUUUUUUUUGUUUGUUUUUUUUUUGUAUUAUUCCUGGGUUGUUUACAGCCCUGUUAAUCAGUGCAAAAUCAGUUUAAUGAACAACCCUAAGGACUUGCAAAACACACUCUCUUCAAUGUAUGUUGUCAUAGCUCGCAAUGCAACAAAUAAUCAGGCCUCUCACAGCUUUCCCAACAAAACAAGAGAACUUGAGAAAGGGUGGAGCUCAAGGUCGAUCUACAGAGUAGAAAAUGAGCAAAGAGCUGAAACAAAAGACGCCCAAGGAACUUGAAAACCUUUCAUUAGGAGAGAUCCAAAUAUAAAGAGAACAACACUGAAAGGUGUGAGAGGUUCAGGGUGCGUGAAGCUCAGAUCAAGCACGAUUCAUGCCGUUGAGCUUCAUGUACAUCUGACCUACUGUCUUUCUCUGCAACCGAUCUGCCCGAAAAGGAACUGUGCAAAGUGGAUGUGCACAUCUGACACACUCGAGUCCCAACAUUUAGAGUGUGGUUAACACUAGCCCCCUUUCAAGCACGCAACCCUAACUAACUCGCAUCAGCACUUCUUAUAUGAGGUCUACCUAUGUCCCAGACGCAAACAAAAAUUCUGCGUAGCUAACUAAUGCAUGUGGUGAAAACCCCAGGACAGCUAAACACCUGAGAUCACAUCCUGUCUGUAAAGGAAAUGCACAAGUGAACAACAGUAUCAAAUUUUUUCUGAACAUGCACAUUUGAGUUGGGUUGGAAAACAUUGUUUCAUGAAGCAAAGCUCCUAAACUGAGAACUGACGGCCCAGUGUGGGCUGUAAUGAAGAUUUCUAUAAAACGGCUUUAAGAACAUGCCUCUUUCAAAUGUGCGCUAAAUAAAUCUGUCUUAAUGUGCAUUUAAUCACUUCUCUGUGGCCCCCAUCCUUUGAUCUCUGAGGCAAGUUUAAAAUUUACGCAGCAAAGAGGGGGUGUUGGGCUAGAGAUGAUGUGGCUUUGGAAAUCAGGGUUCAGCGUCAAGUAGAAAUAUGCAAAUUAGAGCAAUUUAAGAACCUGAAUGAUUUGGAGAGCAGCUUGAAGUUGACAGAAAUGGUCUAAGGGUGACUGUACUAAUUCCCCAUCUGGGAAGAGUGAACAGACUAGAAAAGGGGAGGGGGUUAUGGUUCCUGAGGCUACAUGAUGCCCUUCUUUACACAGCUCUUUGUUUUUACAUCCUCUCGCUGUCACAAGUUGCAAUAAAUAAAGCAUUGCCAAUCAGGAGAGAUAGCAUUGCCCGUAGAGCAAUAGAAAAAAAAAAAUAAACAAGUAACUCUGAAAGUGAGAAUUAAAAAAAAAAAAAAAGCAAAAAAAUAUAUAUAUAGAUGAUUUUACUUCAGACUGACAGAUUGGAUGCUUCACAAGGGCGGUUGUGCUCAAACUGUCAAGAGUUUGACGAGCGAAAGGGUAAUCCCUAAUUAUAUGAUGAAACCCCACGUAUUGGGGACACACACUGCCCCGAUGUCUUAUAGAUUAUAUGCAGCGUUUGUGAAGCUUGAACGUACAUGGGAGAGGACAAAGAGAGAGGAAGGCAUGGCGUGUGUGGCUAAAAUUAAACAUUUGACACAAACAAAAGGUAAAAUGCACAACAGGGAACAGUUUAAUUUUGCACGAAAAGAGGAAGAGCUUCACUCUUGUCCGAAAAGCUCUGAUGCAGCUAUGAUACUGAUACAGUUUUGAAUCUCAUACUUCUCUAUUUAAAAAUAGGGAUGUGUUUUAGGCCUGGACCUGUCUGAUGAGGGACAGUCUCUUCUUUGUUGUGUGUGUGUUUGUUUGUGUGUGUCGUGAAUUAGCUGCUCUCUGAAUUGAGGUUCCUCUCUAAAGACAAGAUGGUGAGAUGUUGCAAGACCCCAUCUCAUAUUUUACACCUUUGAACACACACGGCCUCCUUCUAGAUUACUCUUCUCCUUCACUUUUGGCUUGUCUCUUGUGACCUUUAAAAGAAAAAAAAUCUAAUCUACUUCCUACCCUUUUAUCCUCUUGCUUCUGUUGCAUACAUGCAGUGCACAGGAAAUCACUGCUAAAAUGUGUGAGACUCCCUGUCUCUGUCUCUCCAGAUUUUGCUCUCUCGACUUCUGAAGUAGAGCAGUAAGCGCUGAGAAGGUGUCCAGAUGAGUGGAGCAGAGGUCACACUCAGAGCUCUGCUGCUGACAAAAGCUGUCAACCCUUCUUUUGAUGACAUCUAGAGAUACAAACAUGUUGCGAUAGCUUUGAGGACCUGAAUGCAUUUCUUCUGUGGGUGACACACAUAACGGCUCCUGAGACGUGACUGUAGGACAAGCAGCCCCCGUCCCCCUCCCUCCCACAACUGCUUUACUGUCCUUUCCAAAAAGGCAGUAAUUGAUUCCCUUGAGGCUCUGCUCAACUCCACAGUUUGAAUGAAUCUUUGCUGCAAAGCUACUGGGCUCUGCCCCCUUCCCACCAAGAUGAGCAUAUACGAUCGAUACUAUGAAAAGGAUCUGAUCAUAAAAUACUAUGCCUGUGCUAAGAACGAGACAGUGGCGAACACAACGAAACUCUAUCAAGGUAAAAAACAGCUCGGUGAACUUAAUCUUGUCCUCGUGGUCCUCUGCAUCAUCAUCAUCCUCGAGAAUCUUUUGGUCUUACUUUCUGUCUUCCGCAACAAGAAGUUCCACUCAGCCAUGUUCUUCUUCAUCGGCAACCUGGCGUUCUCUGACCUGCUGGCUGGCUCUGCCUACAUAGCCAAUAUAUUGCUGUCAGGGCCAAUGACCCUAGAACUCACCCCUGUGCAGUGGUUCAUCAGAGAAGGCACAGCCUUCAUCGCCCUGGCUGCUUCUGUCUUCAGCUUGCUGGCGAUAGCUAUAGAGCGCUUUAUUGCGAUCACCAAAGUCAAAGUGUACGGCUCCACCAAAACGUGCCGCAUGUUUCUGUUGAUAGGAGCCUGUUGGGUCACCUCGAUUCUGCUCGGAGGGCUUCCCAUCUUGGGAUGGAACUGCAUCGACAACUUCCCUGAGUGCUCAGUCGUGCUGCCGCUCUACUCCAAGAGAUACAUACUAUUUGUUGUUUCCAUUUUUACCCUCAUACUGCUCUCCAUUGUGAUCCUUUAUGUGAAGAUCUAUUUGAUCGUUCGCUCCAGCCAACAGGAAGCAACUAACUCCCAAGCAUAUUCGCUUUUGAAAACAGUCACAAUUGUGCUGGGUGUCUUCAUCAUGUGCUGGCUGCCAGUUUUUAUCUUGCUGCUCCUGGAUUCGUUCUGCAACAUCCAUGACUGCCCUGUGCUCCGCAAACCAGAUAUGUUUUUUGGCUUUGCCACUCUGAACUCUGCGCUUAACCCAAUGAUCUACGUGCUGCGCAGCAAAGACAUGAGGAGGGAGUUCCUGCGUGUGCUGUGCUGCUGGGGUGUGCUGCAGAGCGGCCGGCCGACGGAACGCUGCCUGGUCCAGCUGAAGAGCUCCAGCUCUCUGGAACAUUGCACCAACAAAUUCGAACACCAGACCACACCCAUCAUGCAAACGUGUACCACCUGUGUCUGACUUGAGGGCUUUGUGUGUGCACGAAACAGAGGGACGUGAUGAUGAGGUGGACAGAUGUUAGCAGAGAAGCCAGCAUGUGCUGGGACUGGACUUCUGGACCGGUUGGGACCCAGCUGUAUGUUGGGACACAUUACAUGACGCAGAGUGCUUUUCACAUAAAACUGUGUGAACUUGUUCAAUGUUCAGCUGUGAAACAGGUGUUAAAACAUUAUUAGAGGCAACCAAUUCAACAUAUGAAAAAGAAAAAAAGUUGAGAAAUGUGAAAAAAGCUUUGCAGCUAGGUACAUUUAUCAGUGGAUAUGGAGCAAACCAUUUUUAUAUAUUUUUUUUUGUCUUUAAACUUGCAAAUGUGUAUCAAAAACCAAAAUCAGGAUGCGUAACAUCCUAGUUAGAUUGAGCUGUGUCAAUGCAAAGCUUGCAAAAGUUGUACUUUUGACAGUUAGCAUGCAGAUGGACCUGUGUAACCUUUGACUGCAUCACUCUUCUUUGUAGAGAGACAGGUAGAAAUCCACCACAUCUUUCUAUAAAAGAGGAAGAAAUUUGCAACAAUGAGCACUCCACGUAACCCAGACCACACUGAGUGAUUUUUCAGCAAAAAACAACUAAAUAUUCCCUAUAUAGCCUUGCUUAACCAAAUUGAAUAACCACAACAAAAGUACAUAAUCUGCUUUAUUUAGUGCAUGAUGAAAAUGUAAGGCAUUUUUGUAAGUGUAAUGUUUUUAUUAUAUACUCCAGCUUCCACCACUAACACUUCUUCUCCCAUGUUCCCUCUCAAACUGUGUAUCUCUUGCUUUUUGUAGUUGUCUUCUAAAUCCUAAUUGUUUCCACUGAGGAAGGCCAAACCAGAAAGCACAUCAGGUUAUUUGGCGCUGAUGAAUUUCACUCGUUAACAGCUCUCAGACUGAUUUUUGCCCUGACAGUGUUGUGGCCAUAUAGCAGCCGUGUACCAAUUUCUGCUUGUGCCUUCCUCUGAGAGAGAGAAAAAAGGCUGAAUGUAUGAAUGAAGUGUCGGAGCGCGCGCCCUCCGUUCUAGACAGUAUUAUAGAUCAGGUUUUUGAAAUGCCAAGUCACUGAUGAGCAGAGAGUGGCAUGAACAGAGUAGAUCACCCUCACUGUGAACUCGUCUUGCACCAAGAACAAGAAAUUAAUUAAUAGUUUAUUUUGCUAGCCAUAAUGCUUUGCGCGACUAAAAGCGUAAACAACCACUCGUCUUUCCAAAGACCCCACCCGACCCCUCACCGCCUCUGUAGGAUGGGAGAAGGUCCGGUUUCAAAACGCACAGGAGGGAUCUGCCCUCCUGGGAGAAAUGCUUCUUCAUUCUCUGACAUAAAACAUGCAACUUCCUCCAGAUCUAGGAAGUCCUGUUUUCAACUGUCCUUUUCCUGUUGUUCAGGGUUACACUAACCUUCCUGUAGACAGACAUUGAAAACUUUUCCUCUCCGUUAGUAUUUUUAUUUUUUUUUAAGAGUAACAUUUGCAUUUAGACAGCCAAGUAGAAAUGGUGAAAAGCACUUUGGCAGCUUCAGUGAUGUUUAAAUUUCCCCUGUUUUUUUUUUUACCCCUUUUGGAUGGAACAGUGUUUUAAUCUGUAUGAUUUUCAGUGUAUGUCGAUGUUUUUGUUUGACAAAUAUUAUAAAUAGCAAUGUGUAAUUAUGUUGUAUCUUUGUACAGUAUGUAUGAUUUUCUGUGUGGUAUGAAAUGUCUUGUGUGCAAUAGCUUUGUGUGUUCUGUAGCACGCUGCCUGUGUUAAAUUGGUACAAUCCUAAACACUAAUGGAGGUACUUAAACCUUUUGUUAAAUGCAUUCCAGUUUUAUCAAAUAAAUGACAUACCGAAA
This is a messenger RNA of Poecilia latipinna (sailfin molly), 6065 nucleotides long. RefSeq names its product sphingosine-1-phosphate receptor 2 (gene s1pr2). Gene Ontology annotation, molecular function: sphingosine-1-phosphate receptor activity. Gene Ontology annotation, biological process: G protein-coupled receptor signaling pathway. The record is from RefSeq and is a predicted model, not a curated record. The transcript has 2 exons. Gene Ontology annotation, cellular component: membrane. Bases 3114 to 4229 code for a protein of 371 amino acids. NCBI's taxonomy places the organism in Eukaryota, Metazoa, Chordata, Actinopteri, Cyprinodontiformes, Poeciliidae.